CACCUUGAAGCAACUACAACAAUUAAAUACCCAAACAGUUAAUGCUUCUGAUGUAUUAAAUGGAGAGAAUGGAUUUCAAUUCUUAAAUAAUCUCGAUGAAGCUCUAGCAGCCAGUGGUUUAGUUAACAGCACUGCAUCCGCUAGCAAUACUGAUACCAUACCUUCGACACCUUCUACGCCAAUGAUGACCACGUCCCCUUCUACGGUCUUGACAUCUACACCUCUAUUACCAACAACGUCCUUACUUCCACACAUACAGUCAAAACCAUCUCAACAGCCAUCAUUACAGCCUCACCUUUCUUCGGAACAACAAAAAAAAGAUCAGAAGCCAAUUUCUGGUAACAACGAUGUAACCGCGACAGCCGAAGAGAUAUUAAAGAGAGAAUUAAUGAAUCAGAAGGUGAGGGCUGAUAACAGAGAGCGCAAAAAACGUUGGAGACAGCAAAACGAAGAAAGAAGUAAAUUUAUUACAGUAAACGUCCAACAAAUAGAGCGCACAAAUUGUUUGGUAAAGAGGAUAGCGAGCAAAAACGGAAAUGGAUUGAAGAAGAAUUUUUCAAACGUCAACAAAAACGAAAAGAAAAGGAACGCCGAAAAGACGUAGUGGAUGAUUCAUUAGGCGUACAUCAUCAAUUACACAACAGCUUAGCGGCUACAGUAGCCGUUAACGGAGCAGCAGCAGGAUUGGAUUUUAAUGCACUCUUACAUU
This is a messenger RNA of Mycotypha africana, 709 nucleotides long. RefSeq lists its product as uncharacterized. The record is from RefSeq and is a predicted model, not a curated record. Bases 182 to 604 code for a protein of 140 amino acids. The transcript has 3 exons. NCBI's taxonomy places the organism in Eukaryota, Fungi, Mucoromycota, Mucoromycetes, Mucorales, Mycotyphaceae.